Aspergillus caelatus is the source of this 1569-nucleotide messenger RNA. Its product is annotated as transcription factor domain-containing protein. The transcript is spliced from 6 exons. The record is from RefSeq and is a predicted model, not a curated record. The coding region runs from base 20 to 1471 and encodes 483 amino acids. Lineage: Eukaryota; Fungi; Ascomycota; Eurotiomycetes; Eurotiales; Aspergillaceae.
UAUUCAUCCUUAUUUCCCCAUGUUGCCCCCAUCUGAGCAUCAGCCGGUGUCAAGCCGUCCAUUAGCUAGGGGCCCUCCAACUUUUGAACCGACGAGCCCCCUGAGCCUGGCUAUCUCAGCUAUACUGUCUCUGAUACCCCAUCCAAACGAAAGAAAACCUAGGACGACAGAGUACUUGAAGAGACGACGGGAAUAUGCGCAUUGCUUUGCUCAAACGGCUCUUGGUGUCAUUGAAAGAGACUACGAGCUGCUCAGUAUGAGCCAAGAUUCCCAAACUGGUUUAGCUGACACCAUCAAAGCCUUUGAACGAGUACCGUUUCAUCCAAAGCUGGAGGUGCCCCUGGAAGGCGUCGUUACAUUGUCAAUGCUUAGUAUUUAUGAGUAUGCACAGCGGGGAAACAUUGAUAACAUGCUCCAACGGGCUAACCAGGCGCUUGCGCUGGCUAUGAGUAUGGCACUGCAUGAAGCGGUAGAGGAAGAACAGUAUGCAGACUCUAAACGGAGGGUUUGGUGGAUGACGUAUAUGAUGGCAUGUCAAGCAUCGGCUAUUAGCGGAACGUCUCCGGCCUUCGAUCUUUAUGAUCCAUGGUUUGUAACUCCAUAUCCGGAGGGGUGGAAACUUGUCAUCGAGGCCCAACAGGUUCUUGUCGAAUCUGCCGUAUUUGCCAGUGACCUUGAUAGGACCAUGCAUGAGGCUGAUGACGCAUCAUGGGUUUCGAAACGCAUGGAGGAGCUUGACAGGCAGAUAUCGUCUCUGUUGUUCCACAGCCGAGAUGCUCCUUUAGUGUCUCAGAUGGCUCCACAACCUGAAUCCAUUGAAUGCAUGACAUCGAAGACUAUGAGGGAUUUUGCAGAGAUCAAGCUACACACGGCACGGAUCAAACUGCACCGACUAUGCGCAUUCCAAGAUAUUUUAUCUGGCUCUAUACGACAUCCAAAUGUAUCGAUACCUAUGGACAGUAAUUCUCGGAUGGAUAUGCCGUUGGAAAUGAGCAACGGCCCUAGCUUGGUUGAAGACUUGUCGCUAAUGUCUCAGAUUCACAAGCUUCAGAUGCCGUUUACCAGUGAGGAGUCAUCAAAAGUCUGCCUGCAUGCAGCACUCAACAUUGUCACGUUGCUUGAUAACCUUCUCUACCCGAAUCACACCAGCGACAUCCUGGCUAAUACACAAUACGCCCGCGGAGGGUCUGGCAGUGAACUCCCUCGAACCAUGCCAACCGUAGUAUGCUGCGGAGUGCAGUCCAGCUAUGCAAUGCUGAUGCUGGGUCUCAAAGCACGAGCUAUCCAACACACCACGCCCGGCGACAUAAGUGCUCUGGAUACCACCUCUUUAUCCGACUUUCGGAAGGAGCUAUAUCAUAACUUACGGCUGAUAGUCAAGUUCCUAGAGAAUUACUCUAUCGCAUUUGAAGCUAUCCAGGGGAUAAGUGAUAAAUUGAACCAGGCCAUCGACCGGGAGUUCUUGGCGUAGAAUAAGCCUUUCUACUUCGCGUAUCUGCGUUGGAAUUUCUUUUCUUGUUCUUUAUUUUUCUCCAGUAGCCUUUAGCGACAUAGAUGAUUGGAUAAUGU